UUUAUUAUGAAAGCUACUAUGCGUCUUGAGUUUCUUGGAAGUUUGUUAGAAGUUUGUUUGUGUUGCUGAAAUUUUAAUCCUUUUAUGCGCGAUCUGAUCCUCGACUUGCUCUCCUUAACAAUCCAUUUGGCGAAUUCUAUUUGUAUUUCAACGGAUUAGCGAGAUAAAAGCGAUCUUCAACAGCAACAGCAUUAGCUGAUAGCUGAUACAAACAGAAACAAAAUAUGCACCGAAUCUUCGGUGUUAAGAAGCAGAAAGAUCCUCCUCCUUCUGUUCAAGAUGCUUCUGAUCGGAUCAACAAAAGAGGGGAUACUGUUGAUGACAAGAUUAAAAAGCUUGAUGCAGAAUUAGCUAGAUACAAAGAACAGAUCAAAAAGACUCGUCCAGGUCCUGCUCAGGAAGCAGUAAAGGCUAGAGCAAUGAGGGUACUAAAACAAAAACGGAUGUAUGAAGGGCAACGUGAUAUGCUCUACAACCAAACGUUCAAUCUUGACCAAGUUUCAUUUGCUGCUGAGGGUAUUAAGGAUGCUCAACAAACUAUGUCGGCACUGAAAGCUGCAAACCAGGACUUAAAAGGAAUGAUGAAGACUGUAAAAAUUCAAGAAAUAGAUAAUCUUCAAGAUGAGAUGAUGGACUUGAUGGAUAUGAGUAAUGAAAUUCAAGAGACACUUGGAAGGAGUUACAAUGUUCCUGAUGAUAUCGAUGAGGAUGACCUGAUGGGUGAGCUCGAUGCUCUGGAAUUAGACAUGGAAUCUGAGAGUCAGGGGGUUCCAUCUUAUCUACAGUCUGAACCUGAUGUGGAGGAAGAGCUCAACUUGCCGCCAGCUCCUUCUGGGCCUACCGGAGUCCCAACAGGAAAAACCAAUGUUCAGGCAGAGGAUGAACUAGGCUUGCCUGCUGUACCACGGGCAUCUCUUCGUAGCUAAGAGCAGUGCAAGAUCAUCCGAAGCAGCUUGUCAGUUGGAUGAAGUUGAUUUGAUACUACAAUCUCAUUGUGCAGGAUACUUGUGUAACCAUUUUAUAUGUGUGCAAUAUGAAUCUAAAUUUUUUAUUGGAAUAAAUAAAUGAAUUACAUUGUCACCUAUACAAAAAAGAAAUUUCUAUCCUAUAAAAAAAAUGAUUUAUUACAAAUCAUUUAAAACUUCUAUCCAAA
Messenger RNA from Amaranthus tricolor (Joseph's coat), 1153 nucleotides. Its product is annotated as vacuolar protein sorting-associated protein 60.2-like. Lineage: Eukaryota; Viridiplantae; Streptophyta; Magnoliopsida; Caryophyllales; Amaranthaceae. The transcript is spliced from 8 exons. Bases 225 to 926 code for a protein of 233 amino acids. Gene Ontology annotation, cellular component: multivesicular body. Gene Ontology annotation, biological process: late endosome to vacuole transport via multivesicular body sorting pathway; vesicle budding from membrane. The record is from RefSeq and is a predicted model, not a curated record.